CUUUGAUCCAAAUUACAAUGCGGACAAAACCAAAAGCUGGCAGUGCAGUAUUAUAGUGUAGACUCCAUCGCAAGUGCGGAGCUACUUGACCAUCAAAGACUUAAACUUUUCUGGCUCAACGCACUCCCCAGAUUUCAUAUAUAUCGGCUAACAAUUUCAUACAAAUGGGCGGGUCUGAAUCGGAUUCGUGUACACCGAGUUUAUGGUUGGCUCCGAACCCGAGCAAGAGAUGGGGCGAGCUUUUCUUUCUCUGCUACACUCCGUUUUGGCUUACUCUCUGUCUGGGCAUUGUUGUCCCUUACAAACUCUAUGAGAGCUUUACGGAGUUGGAGUAUUUUCUUCUAGCUAUGAUAUCAGCUGUUCCUUCUUUCUUAAUUCCGGUUUUAUUUGUCGGAAAGGCUGACAGGAACUUGAGUUUUAAGGACCGGUAUUGGGUCAAGGCUAGCCUUUGGAUAAUCAUUUUCAGCUAUGUUGGUAAUUACUUUUGGACGCAUUACUUCUUUACAGUUUUGGGAGCUUCUUAUACAUUUCCAUCAUGGAAAAUGAAUGAUGUACCUCACACAACUUUCCUUCUGACUCAUGUGUGCUUCCUGUUUUACCAUGUCACCUCAAAUAUGACACUUCGCAGGCUGCGGUAUGCUACCGCUGACAUGCCAGUAAACCUUCAAUGGGCUUUUGAGGCAGCAUGGAUCUUGGCUCUUGCAUAUUUUAUAGCCUACCUGGAGACAUUAGCCAUAUCUAAUUUCCCUUAUUAUGAGUUUGUUGACCGAUCUUCCAUGUACAAAGUUGGGUCCUUGUUUUAUGCCAUCUACUUCGUUGUGAGCUUCCCGAUGUUUUUGAGGAUCGACGAGAAACCUAGCGACUCGUGGGACUUGCCGAGAGUGGCUGUAGAUGCUCUGGGUGCAGCAAUGCUGGUAACCAUAAAACUCGACUUGUGGCGCAUCUUUCUCGGACCUAUAGUUCCAAUAUCAGAUACAAAACAGUGCCUUCAAUCUGGACUACCCUGGAUUCAUACACAUGCCACUGAAAUCUAGUGGCUGAAUUUCACAAUGGAAGUUUUCCAUUGCUGUUGUAACAUUAAAAUAAUUGUAAUGUCCGUUAGGUCCCUGUUUUAUUUCUCAAACAUGAUGCUUCAUCUUCAUCUGCAGCAAGACUUGUGAUGAUUUGAUGUUGUGUCCAGUGCUUUAAGUUAGUUACUGUUUACAAUCUUAACUUUUUUUUUCUUGAGAGGAUUACAUCUUAACUCAAAACAUAUGUGUUGCUUUGAUUUUUUGUAUAUUAGUUGUUUUUUUAA
Mercurialis annua (annual mercury) is the source of this 1294-nucleotide messenger RNA. Its product is annotated as cycloeucalenol cycloisomerase-like. The transcript has 8 exons. The coding region runs from base 165 to 1034 and encodes 289 amino acids. Gene Ontology annotation, molecular function: cycloeucalenol cycloisomerase activity. NCBI's taxonomy places the organism in Eukaryota, Viridiplantae, Streptophyta, Magnoliopsida, Malpighiales, Euphorbiaceae. The record is from RefSeq and is a predicted model, not a curated record.